Molecule: messenger RNA, 798 nt
Organism: Trifolium pratense (red clover)
Lineage: Eukaryota; Viridiplantae; Streptophyta; Magnoliopsida; Fabales; Fabaceae
Exons: 3
Coding region: 59-535 (158 amino acids)
Source: RefSeq, a predicted model, not a curated record
AGGGAUUAGAUAAACAAACUUUCUUGUUUGUUUCCUUUCUUCCUUCCGUCUUUGCAGAAUGUCGACUGAAUGGUAUAACCGCUUCUACGCUUCCAAACUGUCGCCAUCGGAACUGGAACGAGUUCGUCAAGAUGAAAUUUAUCGCAACCUAAGUUGUUACGAUGCUCCCCCCCUUCCUCCAAUACCACUGUUAUCCGGCGGUUGUCCUGUCAGACCCGCUGACAUAACCGACCGUUGUCGUCCUCUUCUCAUAAAUCUCUCCAGGUUGGCCUUGGACCAUUACAAUCAGGGUUCUUCUGGUGCAAGUUUUGAGUUUAAUGACCUUAUCAAGUUUACCUAUACUUAUGAUGUUGGUUCUUAUGGUGGUGGUGGUGGUGUUUUUCGUAUUGAUCCUAUGGAGUAUUACAUUACCUUUAAAGCAAAACAAAAAGGAGUUCCUUCUGAUGCUAUAACAAUUUUCCAGGCCAAAGUAUUGGUAGAUCAAGUUGAUAAAGAUAAACUGCCUGUUGUCGCAGAGUGUCGCAUUAAAAUCUAAUACACUCCACCUGUUGGUUUUCUUGUAACUCAAGCUAUCUGUUUUUGCCCUUUUAUUCAUUAGUGUUUACUUGCUUAUUAGUGCUUACAAGUAGGAGUUUUACUUAGUUUGUUAUACAGCUGUCAUGAUUAGUUAGUUAGUUAGAGAGGUUAUAGGUUAGUUGGUUAACUUGUUACAUAAGUUACCUCUCUUAUAAAUUGUAUUCUUCACCUAUAAAAGGUGCUUCAUUAAUAAAAAUAUUGAUUUUCCGUUAUUAUUUCUAA